Messenger RNA from Penaeus vannamei (Pacific white shrimp), 338 nucleotides. The record is from RefSeq and is a predicted model, not a curated record. NCBI's taxonomy places the organism in Eukaryota, Metazoa, Arthropoda, Malacostraca, Decapoda, Penaeidae.
UACUACUGGUGCUACGAGGGCGUGCCCCACCUGGAGGUCUGUCCGCCGGGCACCGUGUGGAACCAGGGACCCCACAUCUGCGACUGGCCUCAGAACGUCGACACGUCCAACUGCAACAUGCCAGCCCGCGCUCCCAAGCCACGUGCAGGUCCUCUCAACCUGGUCCGCGAGAAGACCAGACACCUGAAGGGCGCUCCAGUAAAGGCCAAGAGCAGGUCAGGUCCAAUGGCCACCGGAGUCCGCGUUCCCCCUCUCCUGCAGAAGGCCAUGAAGGAGAUUCCGUGAGGGAGAAGGAGGGAGAACCCGUGUCCUGGAGAUUUGGGAGAGUUUGAGAAGGC